Messenger RNA from Hylaeus anthracinus, 1142 nucleotides. RefSeq lists its product as uncharacterized. Gene Ontology annotation, molecular function: GTPase activity; GTP binding. The record is from RefSeq and is a predicted model, not a curated record. Gene Ontology annotation, biological process: cilium assembly. The transcript has 4 exons. Bases 235 to 942 code for a protein of 235 amino acids. Lineage: Eukaryota; Metazoa; Arthropoda; Insecta; Hymenoptera; Colletidae. Gene Ontology annotation, cellular component: cytoplasm; microtubule cytoskeleton.
UGAAAUAAAAUUUUACUAAACUGUUGCAUUUACCGAGUAUACAAAUAUUUUGCUGAUUGUGUACUACGAGUAUAUGAGCAUUGUAUUUACAUAUAUACACACCGAUUUAACGAUGUAAGGUGUAUGUCACACGGUGUAGUGUUUACGCAUGCCACAACGUGCUAACGCGGAAUCGAAGCCGAGAAAGCGGUCCACUUUCAGUGUAACCCUAAGCAGAACGAUUUAUGUGUAGCAAUGGUACGAAAUGUAUUUCGAAACAGUCCAAAGAUCCUUUGGAUCGGCAGUGCCUGUAUCGGUACCUACAUCGCGUAUCGAUAUUGGAAAAAACGAGAGCUUCUGACAAUAGACGAAGGCUUUGAAGAAGUGUCCAAGGUUGACGAUAGUCACGAAAAAAGAGUACUUCUAUUGGGUUUAGAAGGAGCUGGAAAGACUUCAAUUAUAAAUCAAAUAUGUGUUGCAAAUGGGGAUGAAAAUUCUUACACCAUUCCUCCAAAGUCAACACAGGGUUCCACUGUAUAUAGAUUAAAACAUGGGUCUUAUUCUUAUAAUGUCUGGGAUAUCGGUGGUGCAGAUGCCACUAGAAAAUAUUGGACCGCCUUCCUACAAGACACAGAUCUUCUGUUGUUUGUAGUAGAUGCAUCUGAUACAGACAAAUUAUCUUUGGCUGCUUCUACUCUCAAAGAAUUGGUAGGAGAUGCAAGAAUGGAUAAUGUACCAGUUUUAGUAGUUGUUAAUAAACAGGAUUGCCCUAAUGCACUGAGGACAGAAGAGGUUAAGAAAGCUUUAGAUUUAUUAAGUAUCUCUCCUCACAAGCAUAAAGUAGAACUAAUUGGAUGCCAAACAAGACCUCUGCCUGAUCAGCCAGCAGACACAACUGAAUGUACCUGGCAUCAUGAAUCUGUUGAUGCUGUUAGGAAAAAAAUAUUCUCUAUGGCAACCUAAAGAUGUAAUUAAUAUUCUUAAUUGUUUAUUUAAUUUGUUGAAAAAUACUUUAUAUAUAAAAAAAAGGAAGAAAUGAAAGGGAAUGAAGUAAGGAACAGUGUGCUUGAUACAGCACACUGUGCCCAAUUUGUCCAUUAUGAAUUUGAAUAUAAACAAUUUGUUCAAAAUGAAACAUUUUAACAUAAUGCAAGCAUUAAAAA